GGCGGCAGGAAGUGACGUACCGGAAGUGCAGAGCGGCCUUGCGGAAGUGUUGCGGCCAUGGAGCUGAGCGAGAUGCUGUACAACAAGUCCGAGUACAUCGAGACGGCGUCUGGCAACAAGGUGAGCAGGCAGUCCGUUCUCUGCGGCAGCCAAAACAUCGUUCUCAACGGCAAGACAAUAGUUAUGAACGACUGCAUCAUCCGUGGUGACCUGGCAAAUGUAAGAGUGGGACGGCAUUGCGUGGUGAAAAGCCGCAGUGUUAUCAGACCGCCCUUCAAGAAGUUUAGCAAAGGGGUUGCUUUUUUCCCUCUCCACAUUGGUGAUCAUGUCUUCAUAGAAGAGGACUGUGUUGUCAAUGCAGCCCAGAUUGGCUCCUAUGUCCACAUAGGCAAGAACUGUGUCAUUGGUCGUAGAUGCGUUUUGAAAGACUGCUGCAAAAUCUUAGACAACACGGUACUACCUCCUGAAACAGUAGUUCCACCUUUCACAGUCUUUUCAGGCUGCCCAGGACUCUUUUCUGGUGAGCUCCCGGAAUGUACCCAGGAACUCAUGAUCGAUGUUACAAAGAGCUACUACCAGAAGUUCUUGCCACUAACUCAGGUGGCCUCUGCCAGGGUUUAAAAAGUCACCACUGAAGAUCUCAAAUGCUCAGCACUGUUAGUGUUCCUUACAUCUGGUUACUUUAUCCUGUCCUCUGAAGCAUCACUGACUGGGCUCACCUCCACACCUCUGCCAGCUCUCUCCCACGAUGCACCCAGCUAGCCUGUAGGCAUUGGCACAACUGCAGUAUCCAAGAUUCCUGCAAAAUGCAAAGCACAGAAUAUGCUGGCCAGGGCCAUCAACUCUGUCCUAAAAGAAAUGGCUUUCUUGAUUGGGAAAGGGAAGCUACAACAGAACUGUCCUCAUUUGACUUUCAGCAGGGUGGGACCAUGCAUGCCUGGAGGGAGAAGGCAUGCUCAUGGCAAGAACUGCCCCAGAUGGUUUUUGCACUGUUCAUGGUUUUCCUUUGGUGUCCUAUUCUGUUCCAGCAAGUAGCAUGAUCAGAUUAGGGGAUGGGAACGUAUUUUCUCACCAGAUGAUGUUAGGCUACAGAAGUAAACUCUCCAGGCCUGAGUGCAUGCGGUUCGUUGCUGAUGUUCUCUUUACUAGGUUGUGUUCCAUGUGAUGGCUAGCAAGGGAAAAAAAUAAUCAAGGAGGCUGGGUACAAUCACACCCACCUGGCAACAUGUCACCUCGGUGGCAGAGAGGGAGAAAGUGAAGAAUAUACCAACAAAAUGGGUGGGAUUCUACACAAUAAAAAUUGGCAAAGUGUCA
Molecule: messenger RNA, 1314 nt
Organism: Phasianus colchicus (ring-necked pheasant)
Lineage: Eukaryota; Metazoa; Chordata; Aves; Galliformes; Phasianidae
Gene: DCTN5
Product: dynactin subunit 5
Cellular component (GO): dynactin complex
Source: RefSeq, a predicted model, not a curated record